Molecule: messenger RNA, 1863 nt
Organism: Cordyceps fumosorosea ARSEF 2679
Lineage: Eukaryota; Fungi; Ascomycota; Sordariomycetes; Hypocreales; Cordycipitaceae
Product: LysM domain-containing protein
Exons: 1
Coding region: 1-1863 (620 amino acids)
Biological process (GO): lipid metabolic process
Molecular function (GO): phosphoric diester hydrolase activity
Source: RefSeq, a predicted model, not a curated record
AUGAGACACCAACAGCUCGCGCUAUACGCGCUUGUCGCCAGCCUCUGGAGCUUCACGCUCGUCAGCGGCCAGCAGCACCUCUCCCCCAGAGACAGCAGCUGCAGCAGUCAAGACAGAACCUACAGCAACGAGGUACCUCGCGCCGGCAGCUACCAACCAUGGGCCCUCAUCCCCUUUGGCAAGGUCGGCUUCCCGGCCAAGCAGUACAUCACCAUCGUCAACCUCACCCCUCACCGCUUCGUCCUGGACAAGGGAGCCACCCACUCGUACCAGAUGGACAUCUUUGACUGGGACGACAUCCCUCAGGGCCGGUCGCGCCAAAACGUCGCCAAGUACACGUCCAAGGCCGGCAAGAACCCCGUCGACGACAACGGCGAGGCCUACUACUCCAUCCAGGGCACCAACAAGAAGUUCAUGGUGCGCGCGACGACGCACAUCCCCGACGACUACCCGCGCCGGACCGUGUUCGACCUGAGCGGCAUGGGCCUCGGCCAGCGCGAGUACUCGGACCCGGGCAAGGAGGCACCCGUGACGCUGGUCAUCACCGGCAGCGCGACCUACGGCUUCGCGGCAUCCCUGCGCCACGGACCCGGCAACUGGAUGCGCGGCCUGUACGACGUGAUCAAGGACCGGCCGCUGCGGCACCUGUUCCUGCCCGGGUCGCACGACGCCGGCAUGAGCCGCAUCAGCGGCAACCUGGUCUCGCUCGGCUCCGCGCCCAACACGCAGACGCAGGGCAUCACCAUCUACGACCAGCUGCGCGCCGGCUCGCGCCUCUUCGACCUGCGCGUCGGCACCGUCCACAACGCGACCAACACGGCCCAGUACGGCUACUGGAUCCUGCACGUCAACGACGAGAGGGCGGACGUGGCCAUUGGCAACACGGGCGAGGCGCUCGACGAGGUCAUCCAGGAGGUCAACCGGUUCACCGCGGAGAACCCCGGCGAGAUCAUCCUGUUUCGCGUGCGGUACCUGAUCGGCAUCCGCAACAUCCCCAGCUUCGGCCCCAUCUACUGGACCGCCGACAUGGUCAACGAGUUCUUCGGCAAGCUGCGCGGCGUCAACGACCGGUGCGGCGGCCUCGAUGCCGGGGGUACCACGUUUGACAAGCAGCCCGCGUCGUACUUUAUGGACCGCAACGGGGGGCGCGGGUGCGUGCUGUUCCUGCUCGACACGAGCAACCUGCAGGACGGCGUGCCGCACGACGCCGUCGCCGACGGCAUCUACCGCACCGAGGCGCUGCCUGUCUGGGACAACUGGUCGAACCUGCCGGACACGCAAAAGGUGGCCGAGGACCAGACGGCCAAGUGGAAGACGGUGUCGCGCGCCGGCGCCUUCGCCAACGACCAGUUCCUGAUCGGCCAGUGGAUCAUCAGCGCCGACCCGCUGACUACGACGGCGCUGACGAUCGAGCAGAUGGCCGUCCAGCCGACCAACCCGGCGCUGUACUGGAUGGGCCUCAACGCGAUGAGCCCGGAGGUGUUCCCGACGGUCGCGCUGGUCGACUACGUGGGCGUGGUGGUCGACGGCCGCCACGCGUGGGACCAGCUGAGCGCGGAGCUGUACACCCUGGCGGUCGGGAUGAACCUGUACAUGAUCAGCGAGAACUGCGACAUCAGCAAGGGCCGCUCGCCGCUGCUGCCGCCGCCGCCCAGGGCGCAGGCGUUUACGCUGAGCGCGCCGGGCCCGAAGCAGCUCAUCCCCAUGUGGAAUGGCAUCAUCUACGAGAACGGCACGAUUGUGAACAAUCCUGCCAACGGCACUCAUCCCGGGCGCGUGCCGAUCCUGAAGAGCGGCACCGUCUUCCUCAACGGGACAAUCGUGUUUCACGACAAGAUCAACCCCCGAUUCGGCACGCCUUGA